AUGGACACUGCAGAGAAAAGCAUUCUUUUCUGUUUUCUCUUACAAGCUGUUUGCUGUAGAGAUUUCAACAUCAGUCUGCCACAGAAGAUCGAAGCUCUCAGUGGAUCCUGUGUGAUCAUAAAGUGCAGAUUUGAGAUUCAGGUACAAUAUGACAAAGACCUCACUGAGAGAGCUACAGGACAGUGGUUCAAGAACGGGACUGAUGUGAACAACAAUCUAGUGUUUAAUUCAAGCACAUCAAGCCAGAACUCCUUGAAAGGGAAAAUAACUGGAAAAUUAAAAGACAAGAACUGUACCACUGUUUUUCAUGACCUCAGAUCAAAUCACAUUGGUCAAUAUUACUUCAGGAUUGAGGGUGACGGUGGACUGAAAUGGGCCUAUUCAAAAACAAGUGUUUCAAUUCAUGUGAUCGACUCUCCCCCCAAACCCACAGUGCAGCUGUAUGUGGAGCAGAAGGAGGUGCAGGAUCAGGAGGAGGUGUUGGAGGGGAGCUCUGUGAGUCUGCGCUGCUCUGCUGAGACUCUCUGCUCCUCUCCUCCACCAACUCUCACAUGGAGCUCCACUCCCAGAAUCCCCCUCAGUGAGAGCAGCAGACUACAGGAGCUCAUCUCUGAUCUGAACUUCACUGCUACUCACCGUCAGCACAGAGUCACUUUCACCUGCACUAUAACCUACCAGCUACAGGACGAGAACAAAACAGCACAGGACAGCAUCACAUUACAUGUUCAGUAUGAGCCUAAAAUCUCAAAUUCCAGCUGUACUAGGACUGAUGUAACUGUGUGUUUCUGUGAGGCUGAUGGGAAUCCCUCUCCUGAACUGGAGUGGCAUCUGUCUGGACGUCCUGUCACUAACUCUUCAAACACGUUCAUCAGUGAAGAGCGAUUGAGCAGCACAGGCUUGAGGAGCUCCAUCACUCUUCAUCAGUCUCUCACACACACUUCCACUCUGCAGUGUGCCAGCAGAAACACUCAUGGCAAUGCAAGUCAACUCUUUCAGCUGCCUUCAUCUGUUGCAUGUUUGAAUCUUUUCUCUGUGCUGAUUGGAGUUGUUGUGGGUUUGGUGGUCGUGUUGUUGUGCGCCAUUACAUAUAUCUGUGUCGUUCCACAGGAGAAUCAAGACGGCCCUGUUUAUGUUAUGAUGUCAUCUGCUGGAGCCACCACAGCAAACCAAGAAUCCAUCAUUUAUUCCUCCUUUGACUUUAAACCACGAGAGGUCGGGAGCGUCUCCUCACUUCAUGCUGACUACAGUAUGGUCCAGGAUUGUUCGGGAGGGUUGGCAAAGACUGAGAGCUCAAUGGCAGAGUCUUCAAGAGCAAGAGAAGCACAGGUGAUUGUGAGUGCAGAUGUGCUUACUAAACAAACAGAGUCAAAGCAAUCAGAGGAAGAGCUGUUUGCAGACUCCUCUGAGCUUUACGCAAAGGUUAAACAUCGUAACCCAUAA
This is a messenger RNA of Sinocyclocheilus rhinocerous, 1440 nucleotides long. RefSeq names its product sialic acid-binding Ig-like lectin 7. Gene Ontology annotation, biological process: cell adhesion. Bases 1 to 1440 code for a protein of 479 amino acids. Gene Ontology annotation, cellular component: plasma membrane. Gene Ontology annotation, molecular function: sialic acid binding. The transcript is spliced from 6 exons. Lineage: Eukaryota; Metazoa; Chordata; Actinopteri; Cypriniformes; Cyprinidae. The record is from RefSeq and is a predicted model, not a curated record.